Boeremia exigua is the source of this 1649-nucleotide messenger RNA. RefSeq names its product GDP dissociation inhibitor. The record is from RefSeq and is a predicted model, not a curated record. Gene Ontology annotation, molecular function: Rab GDP-dissociation inhibitor activity. The transcript is spliced from 7 exons. Gene Ontology annotation, cellular component: cytoplasm. NCBI's taxonomy places the organism in Eukaryota, Fungi, Ascomycota, Dothideomycetes, Pleosporales, Didymellaceae. Gene Ontology annotation, biological process: small GTPase-mediated signal transduction; protein transport; vesicle-mediated transport. The coding region runs from base 174 to 1571 and encodes 465 amino acids.
GUUUUGACGAUGCUGCAUGAAUGAGCCUCAACGCCACUUGCAUAACGCGAGUCAAGGCAGCUCCAGGUACCCCACAUCUAAUGCCCUCUCACCGCCAUCCACCUCUGCUUUCUCACGCUCGAGUAGACAACUCACACAAACACACACCCUAGUCUUCACCACAAACAGCAACCAUGGAUGAGAUCGCGCCCGAGUACGACGUCGUGGUUCUGGGAACAGGUCUCACAGAAUGCGUCCUUUCAGGUGUUCUCAGCGUGAAGGGCAAGAAGGUGCUGCACAUUGACCGCAACGACCACUAUGGAGGCGAGUCUGCGUCCCUCAACAUCGAGGCGCUCUUCAAGAAGUACGGCCAGACCGAGGGCGAGCCAUGGAAGAAGUACGGCCGUGUCAACGACUGGAACAUCGACCUCGUCCCCAAGCUCCUGAUGGCCAACGGCGAGCUCACCAACAUCCUCGUCUCCACCGACGUCACAAAGUACCUCGAGUUCAAGCAGAUUGCCGGCAGCUACGUCCAGCAGGGCGCUGCCACCAAGGCCACCGUUGCCAAGGUCCCGUCUGAUGCUGGCGAGGCUCUCCGCUCGCCGCUGAUGGGUCUCUUUGAGAAGCGCAGGGCUCGCAACUUCCUCGAGUGGGUUGGCGCAUACACAGCAGACGAUGCCGCUACACACAAGGGUCUCGAUGUGAAGAACUGCACCAUGAAGGACGUAUACGACAAGUUCGGACUGGAAGCUACCACUCGUGAUUUCAUCGGUCACUCCAUGGCUCUUUACCAGACCGACGACUACAUCAACCAGACCGGCGCUGCAAACGAAGCCAUCGAGCGCAUUCGUCUCUACGUCAACUCCAUGGCACGUUAUGGCAAGUCCCCGUACAUCUACCCCCUGUACGGCUUGGGCGAGCUUCCCCAGGGCUUCGCCCGCCUCUCAGCUAUCUACGGAGGCACAUACAUGCUCAACACCGAUGUUGACGAGUUCCUCUACGACGGCAGCAAGGUUGUUGGCAUCAAGGCUACCAUGAAGGAGAAGGACGACGCUGGCCCCGGCAUGAAGUUCGAGACCAAAGCGAAGAAGAUUCUUGCCGACCCCACCUACUUCCCCGGAAAGGCGCGCGUCACUGGCCAUUUGCUGAAGGCCAUUUGCAUUCUUAACCACCCCGUUCCUAAUACCGACAACUCCGACUCUCUGCAGUUGAUCAUUCCCCAGUCGCAGGUCGGCCGCAAGAACGAUAUCUACGUUGCCGUCGUUUCAUCCGCUCACAACGUUUGCCCCAAGGGCUACUACAUCGCCAUCGUCUCGACUAUCGCCGAGACAGACGCCAACCACCACCUUGAGCUCCAGCCUGGUCUUGACCGUCUCGGCAAGAUCGAGGAGCAGUUCAUGGGCCAGCCCAUUCCACUCUACGAGCCCCUCGAGAGCGGCACCGAUGACAACAUCUUCCUCUCCAAGAGCUACGACGCCACAAGCCACUUCGAGACCACAACAGAUGACAUCAAGGAUAUCUACCAGCGUGCCGAGGGCCACGAGCUUGUUGUUGAAGGCCUGAGGGAUGGACAGUUCAAUGUCGAGGCAUAGGAGAACGGGGACUUUGCAGACUGAAUGAAUAGCAAGCGAUCGUUUUAGAAUACCAACUCAUCCCAAGUACUUUUCCCG